UGAUUUUAAUCAAAUUUUGAUAUUCACAUCAUCAAUCUCAUUAUGUCUUCAAAAGGAAAAGGUGGUGGCGGUGAAACUGCCGGAACCGAUACAGGUAGUGGUGGUGAUAAUAAAACACCACAACCAAAUCCACAAUUACAAGCAUCAUCACGUCGUAUGCAACAAACACAGGCACAAGUGGAUGAAGUAACAGAAAUAAUGCGUGUAAAUGUUGAAAAAGUAUUGGAACGUGAUGCAAUGAUAUCACAAUUGGAUGAACGUGCCGAUGCAUUGAAAGAAGGUGCCGAAAUGUUUGAAAAACAGGCCGGUGCAUUGAAAUCAAAAUAUUGGUGGAAAAAUAUGAAAAUGAUGUUAAUUAUGGGCGGUAUUGGUGUCGUAUUCGUAUUGGUCAUUUUUGUUUGGUUCAGUAAUUAAACAAAAAAAAAAUUCAAAAAGAAAAA
This is a messenger RNA of Dermatophagoides farinae (American house dust mite), 440 nucleotides long. RefSeq names its product vesicle-associated membrane protein 3. Gene Ontology annotation, cellular component: membrane. The record is from RefSeq and is a predicted model, not a curated record. Gene Ontology annotation, biological process: vesicle-mediated transport. Lineage: Eukaryota; Metazoa; Arthropoda; Arachnida; Sarcoptiformes; Pyroglyphidae.